UCCCUGUCGAUUCACGACCGAGAUGAGAGGGGCUUUUCACAUUUUGCACUCAUUUUUAUUGACCAAGCAGGCAACUUGCGCCAUGAAGCCUCUCCUUCCAUCUCCGACAGUCGCGAGCGCAUCCUGUCCCCAAGAGUCACAAAUGAGUUUCUGCAAGCGGUCGCGAGAUCCGAAGACAAUCGCGCCAAGCUUCAAUGCGCACAAGCAACGCCACCUCAUGGGCUACCAAGUACCCAACCCUCUUCCCGAACCAGUCAAACCUAUACCACCCAAUGCACGGGUCUUUCACCGACCCAGGCUCACGUCGACGGACGCAUAGCACCAACACCUCAUGUACUACCAGUCAUGUGGCCAGGAGAGCUAGUCCACCGGUCUAUCAGGGAAAGUGAGCUUUUGCAGCACAAAGCUACAUUACAGAAUGAAGAGGUUGUGUUAACUUCAAAGAAUAUCAUGGUAUCGCUUGGCAACGCAAGUCUUCUUCGUCGGUACUACGAAAAGGUUUUCGAUAAUUUACAGCAGACCAAUUGCAGAAUCCUUGCAAAGGUGUAUGUCAGACUUGUCGAACCGCGCAAACAAGUCAAAUAUCCUUACAAUGGACGAAAGACUGUGUCGGGCAUAACAAAGCAGUGGAGUCCCGAUGAGACCAAGCCGCCAUGGUGGCCGUCAGAGGUGAGGCAUCGAGAACCAGAUCAUCUCCAUAAAGUUGGUAAUAUUUCAUCAGAGCGAAUCGAACUUCUCGUCCAUAUCCUUUGCGAACUACGCGCUAGCCACGGAAUCACAGCGCGGAGACUGAGAGCGGCAGAUGAGACUAUCCGGCGGCAGAUUUCUCCAACCGAUCGGGUAAAUCUACUGGAUGAACUAUACUACGUCCGAGAGAAGGAAGAAAAAUUACUAGACGGUCUUCUCGGUAUGUAUGCGCAAUCACAUGUGGAGCUUAGCCUGAUUAUUUGCAGACAUGAAUACAAGGGUUUCGAUCUCGCGAGACAAUCUGCCCGACGACUUGGAAGUUGCAAUUAUUCAAAGUCAGAUCUGCGUUAG
Penicillium canescens is the source of this 1038-nucleotide messenger RNA. RefSeq names its product DUF2841 domain-containing protein. The annotation marks the transcript as partial. NCBI's taxonomy places the organism in Eukaryota, Fungi, Ascomycota, Eurotiomycetes, Eurotiales, Aspergillaceae. The transcript is spliced from 3 exons. The record is from RefSeq and is a predicted model, not a curated record.